Molecule: messenger RNA, 3226 nt
Organism: Cottoperca gobio
Lineage: Eukaryota; Metazoa; Chordata; Actinopteri; Perciformes; Bovichtidae
Gene: kctd13
Product: potassium channel tetramerization domain containing 13
Exons: 7
Coding region: 579-1559 (326 amino acids)
Biological process (GO): proteasome-mediated ubiquitin-dependent protein catabolic process; protein homooligomerization; negative regulation of Rho protein signal transduction
Cellular component (GO): Cul3-RING ubiquitin ligase complex
Molecular function (GO): ubiquitin-protein transferase activity; protein binding
Source: RefSeq, a predicted model, not a curated record
UGAUUUCAUGUAGUCAGCCAGUGUAGUGCAGUUAUAGAGCAUCUUUGGUAUAACUAACACACGUUUUCAUUCCAAAGGGUGGCGCCUAUUCACGUCACAAGUUGUUUACCUUACACAAAUGUGAAGUAGAAGAAGAAAGCAGCGGAAGAAGAUGUGCGAGUUUCGUUUCCGAGUGACCUACUUAGCUUCUCCUGUUAGCAUCAGUUAAUAAUCUUUAUGUCCAACAAUGGAAUUGGCCGUUCCUAAUGUAGCAGUUAGCAUUUUUUGAUGGAUAGCUUCUGAUUUUCCACCUAAAAGGUGAUACAAAACAUAGGAGCACUGCUAGCUUAAAGUGUCGCUAAACAGUGUAGCUGUUGUUAGCAUCUUUGAUUUAGCUUACGUUAUUCUGAAAUGAGUUGUCAAACGAUAGCUGCGUUUUAAAUUUGCUUGUGUGGUUUGGGCUGUUGGUAUUAGCUGGCUAGCUGAUUAUCGAUUGGUGGCUGAGUAACGCUUACACAUUUAGCUAUAUUUGCUUAGCUACGUUCACUCCUGCAGCCCCCUUGGAUGUUCAGUGUGUCAGGAAGUGACUCUUCAGCCCCAUGUCUGCUGAGGCUUCAGUAGGCAGUCAUGCUGCUGACUCUGCUCAGUCCGCUGGUUCCCAACCUGACUUCCACAACACAGAUGAGCUCAGAAAUCAGGGUCUGCUGGGGAGCAAGUAUGUCAAAUUAAAUGUGGGUGGCUCGCUGCAUUAUACAACUGUCCAGACAUUAAGCAAGGAAGACAGUCUGUUGCGGAGCAUAUGCAAUGGAGGAACAGAGGUUUCCAUAGACUCAGAAGGUUGGGUAGUUUUGGACAGGUGUGGUCGACACUUUGGACUUGUUUUGAACUUCCUGCGAGAUGGUUCAGUACCACUUCCAGAGGAUCAAAAAGAACUGGAUGAGGUUCUGAAGGAGGCGCAGUACUAUCGCGUCCAGGGACUCGUCCAGCACUGCCUCAGUGCUCUGCAGAAACAAAAGGAUGUUUUUGAAACUGUGUGUCGCAUCCCCAUGAUCACCUCAGCCAAAGAAGAACAGAAGAUGAUUGCUUCGUGUCGAAAGCCGGUAGUAAAAUUGCAGAACAACAGAGGAAACAACAAAUACUCUUACACCAGCAACUCAGACGAUAACCUGCUGAAGAACAUUGAACUGUUUGACAAACUCGUGCUACGAUUUAAUGGCCGCGUCCUGUUUGUCAAAGAUGUACUCGGGGAUGAGAUCUGCUGUUGGUCUUUUUAUGGUGAAGGCCGCAAGAUUGCUGAAGUAUGCUGCACGUCCAUUGUCUAUGCCACAGAGAAGAAGCAGACCAAAGUUGAGUUUCCUGAGGCUCGAAUCUUUGAAGAAACCCUCAAUAUCCUCAUUUAUGAGAAAGGUUCUGGUCCAGGAGGCUUACACCUUUUAGACUCGAGAGGCUCGGGUUCAACACUGGGAGCUGAGGAAGAGGGUGCAACGGGAGGCGACAGGCGAGUAAGACGGAUCCACGUAAGAAGGCAUAUAAUGCAUGAUGAAAGAGGGCACGGUCAGCAAACUGUGUAUAAGGACUAAUAAUGUGAAAACAUACGGCACGGAAGAGUGACUUCAUGUAUGUUCUUUUUUUUUUUUUUCUUGGAUGCUAGCAUGAAAGAGAUAUCCUUGAUCAUAGCAAUAGCUCGGUAGUUAUUUCAUUAAAUGUCCUUUAGAUGUCACUGUACAGAAAUGUAGGAGUUGAUGACUGAUCUGUAACUGAAGUAAGAGACAUUUUGAAAAAUGCUUCUGUUUACAAGAAAACAAAUUUUGUACAUUAUUUAAAUAGGAAAUGUUUCAAAUGACCUGGGACGUGAAACUGGCAUAAAUAUUACUUUGCAAAUGUUAAAGGCAUACUAUGCAGGAUUUGUCGGUUGCUGUUUGCACACACAGCAUUCAAAGUGGGACUCCUCCUGCCCGGCUUGAGAAGCAUAAAGAGAGAGCAACGGUGGCCACACCACCCUGCGGGAAGGUGCCACAUAGCCUGAUUUUGUGUGAAUGCAGCUGAAGCACACGUCUCAUCGUAUCCACGGUGGCCUCUCUGCUCUGCGUGUGUGUCUCACCCCCGCCCUCGUUUAAACAGACACAGACGCAGACCUGCAAACUCUUUAUACACACAUGAAACCGAGAGAGACGGAGACAGUGUACCUGGUCGCUAUCUUUUUUUAUUAUAAAGUCCCGACCUCACCUCAGUCCAUACAUUGUUUUUUAGGAAAAUCCUGCAUAAUAUACCUUUUUUUUUUUAAGGAACCUCCUGCGAGUAACUGAAUGGGUCUAAAAACCCAACUUCCCCUCCCCACCUGUUAAUGUGGGUGCAAAUGAUAUGCACUGGCACACUCUGUGUUUGACUUAUAGGAAACACUGUCAGUCUGUUUAUUCAGGUUGUCAAACAUCUGUUGCCUUUUCAUUAGUUGGACUGAUUUGCUGCCUGACGGCGGUGAACAGAGGAUGGUCACGUUUAGCUGAGAUAUGUUAACACUGGAAUAAAACUGAGUAGCCAUUUUUAGGGAGGUUGUCUAUGAAUGAAAUUGUUGAGCAGCUCCAUUUUCUUUAUUUAAAUUAUUACUGCUGUUGCUUCAAGAUGUUUUUAUUAAUUAAUUUAUGAACCUAAUUUAUUGUUUGGUAUUUAACUUUUUGUAUUGUAUGCAAUCUUUGUGUUAACUAGUGCUCAAGUGAGUUGUACUUUUUUGAAUGAUACAAUGCACUCAAUAGCACACACCAGAUUUUGAAUUUACUCCUGUAAAUGACUAAAUAGUGAACUUACAUUUCAGUUUAAUGUUUCAAGAGGAACUGUGACCAUUUCCUUGAUAAUGUAUUUUAUUCUGAGCCAUGACCUUUCACUUUAUGUCUUAUACCAAACCACUGAAACUUGCUAAAAGUAAUUGGCCAUACAGUGAUGAUGAAGGCAAUUAAUACUGGGUUGUAUUUUUAUUUCCCUCAGAGAGAGGAUAUUUUCUUUCUGAUAAACACCAGUGUCUCGUGUGAACCUAAUCACUCUGAAUACUGAAAAAAAACAUUGAAUGAGAACAAUAUGUAUCUCAGACUCUUAAUAAAAUCACCUAGGAAUACCUUAAGAUAUGCACUAAUAUGACUUCCGUCCAAUAGUGGUCAUGGGAAUGUUCUGAAUAAAUUAAUUGUGAAAUCCAACUGUAGCUUCUUGGUCUUAUUUUUCUGUUUUCCCUUAAGUAUAAUAAAGAAAUGGACUCAAA